This is a messenger RNA of Paramecium primaurelia, 2268 nucleotides long. Lineage: Eukaryota; Ciliophora; Oligohymenophorea; Peniculida; Parameciidae. The record is from the annotation of a GenBank genome assembly.
AUGAAUACCGAAUAAAUUGUGACAUCCUUUUUCUUAAUACAUACCUUACUGUCUGUUGUUGUUUAUUGUUUAGAACUUGAUAUUUUUAAACUGAUUAUUGAAGGAUUGUUAAUGGCUCUAAUAUUACUAUAUUUUAUAUUUAGGACGAAGAAGAAACUAGUUUUCAUUAUUUAAACUCUUUUAUCCUUUAAUAUAUUCAUAAUUGGACUCAUUGAAAUCAAUUCCUCAUACAUUUUUAUACAUUUUGUUGGUUGGUUCAUUGUAACUCGAAAAUUCUUGAAAAUUAAUAAAACUAUACGCUUACUACAUUCAUUAUUAAUUAUAAUCAGCUCUAUAUAUCAAAUUUGGAGAGAUUGGAGUAUUAAUACUUAUUAAGCAAUCAUACAUAUGUAAGGAAUAUUAAGCUUUUCUGCAUGUUAUUGUUAUUAUGAAUAUCAAAUUCAUAUAAAAUAGAACAACACAGAAACGUUUUAAAGCUCUCAAAAAGUCAUAAGUGAAGAUUUCCAUAGAUUUUUAACUACUCGAAGAUCAAUGAAUACAUUAUGUUCUGAUUUUGUUGUGUUAGAUAUCAUUCCUCAUGGUGUAGUUUUAAUGACUUGUAAAUAUGAAUUCUAACAUAUAAAUGAAAAGGCAAUAGAUUAAAUAUAUGGGUUGACUGGGAUUAAACCAAAUGAAGAUAAUGUUGUAGAUUUAAUAAAUUCAGUUUUAAAAGGGUAAUCAAUUUUAUUCAUAUAUAAGUUUAUUGAGUAAAAAGAAUUCACCUAAAAAUAAGUCUGAAAAAUAGGUUUCAUAAUUGAUAAAUCCAUAAAAUAUAAUAAAUGUUGAUUCUUAUGAUGAUAUCAAACCAACUCCAUUAGAACAUAUUAUUAAUAAUUAAAAAGGAUCAUCAAUAAUGACUGUAAUAUAUAAUAAUUAAUUUAUUAGAGUAAAUUGAUUACAACCUAUUAAUCAUAAGGAAAGAUAAGAAGUGUUAAAUUCUAAAUUUAAAAAUAAGAACUACCAAAUAUAAUAAUCAUUUUAAUAUUAGAUGUUACAUCUAAAAUUGAAAGAAAAAAUUAAGAAAAAAAAUAUAAAUUCUAACAUUAAUUAUUAAAUUCAUUUUCUCAUGAAUUGAGAACUCCUCUUAAUUGUUCAUAAUAAUUAUUAGAAAGUUUAAUAGUAAAAUAAUAAAAUGAAGAAUAAUUAAAAAGUUUAUAUUAGAUUUUUCAUUAAAAUGAUCUACUUUUAUGUUAAAUCAAUGAUAUAUUAGAUUAUGCUUCUAUGGAAACAGAUAAUUUUCAUUCUUUUUAUUCAGUAUUUACACUUGAUCAAUUAUUUAAUUAAUGUCAUGAAAUGUAUGAAUAAGGAUGUAAAUUGAAAAAUAUUAAUUUAAAUAUUAAAAACACUGUUUAUCCUCCUAUUCGUAAUGAUUGUAUGAGAAUUAAAUAAGUGUUAGUUAAUCUAAUUAACAAUUCAAUUAAAUUUUGUUCAUAUAAUGGAAUAAUAACUAUUUAAGCAAAAGAAAAAAUAAAAAAUGAUAAAAAAUUAACAAAAAUUAAAGUUAAAGAUAAUGGAAUUGGAUUUACUUCAUCAUAAUUAGCAUUAAUAAAUCAUGUACUUGAAUAAAAUAAUGAUUAUUUUGAUGCUACUACUUCUAUGUGUAUUGGAUUAGGUUUAAAAGUAGCUAAUAAAUAAGUUAAAUCAUUUAUUAAAGGAUAUAAUAGAUUAAAAAUUAUAUCAAUAUAAAAUUAAAAAACUAGUGUUUCAUUUUAUAUUGAAGAUUAAAUUGAUGAAUAAGAUCUAGAUUGUUAAUCAAGAGCAUCUAAAACUCUCUUCGGUAAUUUGUCAACCAUGACAAAUUCAGAAUAUAAAUUUAUAUCUGCUUUAAAAUGUAAAUGUACUAAAAUUUUGGUUGUUGAUGACAUUCCUUUUAAUCAUUAAGCAUUAUAAAUUAUGUUAAGUGCUUUUAAUUAAACAUGUGAUCAUGCCUUUGAUGGUUUAGAAGCAUUUUAAUGUGUUCAUAAAAGACUUUAAACAAAUAAAUGUCAUCCAUAUUAUUAAUUAAUUUUAAUGGAUAUUGAAAUGCCAAAAAUGAAUGGAUUUGAUUCUGCCAUCAAAAUUACUGAAUUACUAGAUAAAAAUAAACAUUAAACUAAAAUUGUUAUGUGUACAGCAUAUGAUAAUUUAGAAAGUAGAUAAAUUGCUAAAUAAUGUAUGAUAGAUGAUUAUUUACCAAAACCUAUUUAGAGGAGCAAUUUGCUUAAUAUUCUAAAUAUAUUUAUUAAAUGA